AUGGAUAUCAACCGUGCGAUUUCAAACGGCCCCGUCAAGCGCGAUCUCAGCUCCGUUCUCACGCCCAACAAGGCCGAUGACUGUAUCGUUGAUCACGACGAGCUUCCUCCCGCAUACACCGAACUACCUGAUCUUCAAGUGCUGCCUUCAUACCUCAGCGCAUGUCCUCUCAAACCACACAGACCAUUCCCUGAUAUCAUCCGCGCUCAUCACCGCCUCUCACAAUUAAACUCCAUCACACUCAGUGGGCCAGAUAAGGAACGACUCUACUAUGUCGAAGUACACAAGGGUUUCCAGCGUCUAGAUCCACUCGGCUACCGUGCCGGUGUGCUACUACGAAACGGACCACACAGCAAGGAUGAAGUUCUGGCAGCGGCUGGUGAAGAGACACAGUCUGCUUUGAGGAUAUACGCUGUUCCAUCAGCUCCAGAUUCAAACAGUGUGUUUUUCCUGCCGCCCAUGGCAUUCGGCACUAAUUCGAGAGCCAUGACUAUGGAGAGAAUGAGGCCGGGAACUUUGGACGGCGGGUUUCAUACCUUUACGUUUUUCGUGGAGAUAGAGCCUCUUCGAAGCUUUAGGAGGCAAAAGUUUGAGUGGGUACAAGAUAUGGAUCAUAUUGGGGCAAGUGCCAAGGCAUGUAGCUUUAAGCUGGUGCGUGUGAUGAGGAUAGAUGGAAAGUCGGGUGAAGGUGAGACGUGCAAGAGCGAGGCGCCAUCGUCUGGUGUAAGCGAUGGGAGUGUCUAUGGAGAGACGGUUGCUACUUUUGCGUUUCCUCAUUCAACUUUGACGAGCCGAGAGGCCUUUACAUUAAGGACACUAGGGAGUGCGAAGGAUGGUCGUCUUGGUGAGAGGGCUCAGAUUGCUAUUGUUGUGACGGCGCUUAGGCUAUGGCAUUUUCUUAUAAAGGGCCAGCUGCAACGGUAG
Molecule: messenger RNA, 924 nt
Organism: Pochonia chlamydosporia 170
Lineage: Eukaryota; Fungi; Ascomycota; Sordariomycetes; Hypocreales; Clavicipitaceae
Exons: 1
Coding region: 1-924 (307 amino acids)
Source: RefSeq, a predicted model, not a curated record